Messenger RNA from Ostreococcus tauri, 1089 nucleotides. RefSeq names its product Transcription initiation factor IIF, beta subunit. Gene Ontology annotation, cellular component: transcription factor TFIIF complex. The transcript has 2 exons. The coding region runs from base 1 to 1089 and encodes 362 amino acids. Lineage: Eukaryota; Viridiplantae; Chlorophyta; Mamiellophyceae; Mamiellales; Bathycoccaceae. The record is from RefSeq and is a predicted model, not a curated record. Gene Ontology annotation, biological process: transcription by RNA polymerase II; transcription initiation at RNA polymerase II promoter.
AUGGAAGAGUUGGAUGAGCUCCCGGCGAGCUCGGAGGCGCUUCAGGGGGAGAUUCGCUCGUGGUUGGCCAAGUCUCGGACGUCGGCGGCCAAGGUGAAGCAAGUGCUCGGAUUGCUGGAUCCGGUGCGAUUGGGGAACGGGGCGGAAAAGUACGAGAGACCGGAGUGGCGGAAAGACGGUCCGCCGUCGAUGUAUCGGGCGCACUGGAGGCAUCAGGCGUGUCAGAUUCUCGGGACGCAGGAGUCGGCGAUACCAGAGAACGUCACCGUGGCGCUCAAGGCGUACCUCUGGCCCACAGCGCUGGAUACCAAGCGCGCCGAUCACACGGCGUGGAUCAUCAAGGUGCCGAAGUUUGUUUCGCGCGUCUUACACGACGCGGCGGCGGCGAACAAACAGAUGCCGUCGAUGGAAGACGACAUGGACGUCGACAUGGACGCAGAGGAGCCGGUGGGCACGGUGCGCAUCUUUGUGGACCCGUUUCAAGCGGAUAAGACGAAGGCUAUGACACAGGGCGUCAUGGAACUCACCGGAAAAGAGGCGGCGUCGGUGCCGAAGAAGUACAUCUUAGCCAACCAGGCCACGGACAUGCCGAUGCACGUGUUCUCAGACGUUCGAGAGGGCUUGAAGCUGGGCGGGCAUCAAGACAUCACACUUGAAGCAAGAAUUGAUUUGAAGCUAGACAUGCGUCCGAGUUCUAUCGAUGACGUCGAUUACAAUAGAGUUAGCAAAGAGCGCAUGGAACAGGCGCAGACGAAGACGAGAGUGACGCAAAGCUCCUCGGAGAUGCGGUUUGCGCCGCUACCAAAGCGCGCCAACUUGGUUCGCUUCACCGCCGACGCUGUCGGUGCAAAGACGGAGAAGAAGGAACGCAUGGAGAAGAAGGCGCUGGAGAACUUGCUCUUUGGUUUGUUCGAGAAGCAACCUUACUGGAGCAUGAAGCAGCUUUUGUUGGAGUCAAAGCAGCCAGCGGACUGGUUGAAGACAAACUUGAGUGAGAUCGCAAUACUCACGCGUCGGGGGCCAAACAUGGGAUUGUGGGGUCUCAAGCCGGAGUGGAAACAGGCGGGCGCGCCGGAACAAAUGUCUUAG